Odontomachus brunneus is the source of this 5453-nucleotide messenger RNA. Its product is annotated as LON peptidase N-terminal domain and RING finger protein 3. The transcript has 9 exons. The record is from RefSeq and is a predicted model, not a curated record. The coding region runs from base 496 to 2664 and encodes 722 amino acids. Gene Ontology annotation, molecular function: protein binding. Lineage: Eukaryota; Metazoa; Arthropoda; Insecta; Hymenoptera; Formicidae.
ACAGUGGCUCGGCUGACCUGUGACAGCCGAGGCGUCAGUCCUCGGUGCGCCAGUGUGCCGUGUGGAGCGGUCUCGCGCGCGCGCGUCACGCUCACCUCCGUCGCGGAGCAGCACGACGUGGAUCGCGUGGACGGUCAGCUGUCAAACUCUGCGUCAAUUGCUGCAACCCCCGCGCGCUGGUGAGUCAUCGGCGAGAUUCCCGAGAGAGAGGAUCGACGGGUCGCGAUCGGAAUCGUGUAGCUAUCGGCGAAGGUGCUCGUUCCGCGUAGUGACGUCCGACGUGAUUGCCACAGUCGGAUUUUCCGUAAGAUGCACGUCGCCUCUGACGCUCAGCAGUCGGCGUCGAGCGGCUUCAACCGUGCGGAUCGGUCGACGUACGAAGCGCGCGAGUGAGUGGCUGGCUCGAGAAGGAUAGAGGAUCCUUUUCCCUCCUCUCCGAAGGGUGACACGCGAGCGGCAGACGCAGCUCGACGCGACGCGACACGACGCGACGCGAUGACGGAACUCGCCAAGGAGGCGUUCACCUCGCGCGACUACCACCUGGCGGCCGAGAUGUACGAGCGGAGCAGCUUGAAACAACAGAGUACGAACUACGAGGUGCUGCUUGGCUACGGCGACUCUCUGGCCGAGUGCGGCCGCGUCAGGGACUCCAUCGGGAUCUACUCGAGGUGUUUGGCCGCGACUUCGGUGCCGGCCGAGAGACUCAAGCACUUGGCGACCGCGCUCCUGGACGACAUGGCCGGGCCGACCUCCAGACGAAGGAUCGAGGCGUCCUUCGCGUGUCCGCUGUGUGAAGGCACUCUCUGUCAACCGGUGACCGCCGCCUGCGGUCAUACAUAUUGCAGGAACUGCGCGGACCCGGCGAAAAAUUGUCGCGUGUGCGGCCUGAAAAUCGUCACGGUGGGUGAGACGAACGUGCUUGUACAGAGACUCGUGGAGAGAUGGUGGCCGCGAGAAGUGGAGGCCAGUCGGGCCAGGCACGAGGGUGAUAUUCUCGUGAGGAAGGGUCACCUGGGUCAAGCGCUCGAGAGGUACAACUUGGCGGUUCAUCUCGCGCCGAACAGCCCGCUCCACCUUAGCAACAGGGCUCACGUCUUGCUCCUGUUGAAUAGGCCUUCAGCCGCUCUCACGGACGCUGAUCAUGCAGUUAGAUUGCGGCCGGACUGGGGCAAGGGACACUACAGACGGGGGAUCGCUCUGUCAGCGCUCGGCAGGCACGAGGAGGCGCUCUACGCGCUCUGCAUCGGCGUGGCCAUCGACAAGAAUCCGCAGGCUGUGCGCCACGAGUUGACCAAGAUCCUGCACAGAGUGCUGUCACCCGGAGUAUGUCGACAGAACGUCCUGUCGUCACGCACGCCAUACAGUCUAACGAAGAGCGCGUCACGCACGAGGAGCCGUCAUCAGUUAAUGAAUCCCAAGCGCAGCAGACGCGCUGCCCUGAACAGGUCCGAUUGUGAGGACAACAGCAGCGGUGAGGAGGAAUUCUCUCAGACGAUAAGCAGGAGACUUCGCUCCUCCAUCCCGCCGCAAGUCAACACGAAGCUGCAAGCGAGUCUGGAUCGGCUGUAUCAGGAUGUGGAAAAAUUGAAAAGAAUCGAGCUGAAACCCGCCGAAAUCCUUCUGCCGCCGCUUUCCGGCGGCAACGCCGGGGAAUUGGAUUGCAUCCUGUGUUGUCGGCUCCUCUGGAAACCCGUCACGACACCUUGUGGUCACACCUACUGCUGGAUGUGUCUGGAUCGUUGCCUGGAUUACUCCUCAGCCUGUCCCCUGUGCGUCACAUCGCUGGCCGACUAUCUAGCCAGCAGCCAGAAAACCGUGACAGACUUUGUGGAAAGAGCGCUUAAAACGGUGGCGCCCGCGGAAUAUACCUCCAGAGCGGUGAGUCAUCAGCUCGAACUGGUCCAGGGACUGGGUCUUUUGGGUAACGAGCAGAUCGCCAUCUUCAUUUGCACGACCGCCUUCCCGUGCGUCGCCUGUCCCCUCUUCGUCUACGAGCCUAGAUACAGGCUGAUGGUCAGGAGAUGCGUGGAAAGCGGGGUGCGCCAGUUUGGCAUCGCCGCGUGUCUCAACAAAGACGCGACGGGCACAAAGAGAUAUGCGGAGUUCGGCACUAUCCUAGACAUUCGGGAUCGAGUAUUGCUCAAGGACGGUUGCAGUAUUCUCAGCACGGUAGGCGGUAAAAGAUUUAGGGUACUUUCCGGCGGGGAGAAAGAUGGUUACGACACGGCGCAGGUGGAAUUUCUCAGGGACACCGUCGUACAAGAAGCUCAACUGCUGAAUCUUCUGGAGCUUCAUGAUAAGGUGCGAGCGAAAGGUCGUAGGUGGUGGGAUACUGUGCCGAGCACGCAGAAGUUCGAGAUCAAGCGGGUGUUCGGCCGCAUGCCGGACACGGAGGAGGACUGGCCGCGUCUGCCGGACGGUCCUUCGUGGGCAUGGUGGCUGCUCGCGAUCUUACCGCUCGGGCCGCAGUUGCAGGUGGGCAUCCUCGGCACCACCAGCCUGGAGAAGAGGCUGCGAGCCAUCGAGAAGACACUCGAUCACAUGGAGCAAAGGCAGCCGACUGUCGCGGCCGCGCCUUCCGAACGGACGACGACGUCGUCGAGCAUCUGCAUGGACGGAAGGGCGAUCGCGUCGACGGGGAUAUCGGUCGUGCAGCAAUCGUAGAGAGCAAUCGUGUGGGAGCAGCGAAGCGUCUUGACACCGUGGAGACAAGCAACUUGUCGUUCUGUGACCUGGAGAACGGGAUUCUGUAUUUCUAGCGUUUCGCCGGAAACUGUGUCAAGUAAUCCUUCAAUUUAUUAAGCGACGACAUACGUCACACGACGAAAUCGAACGCAGUAGCCUUAAUUUCUCCUAAUAACUGCGAAUCUUGAGAAUAUUUUGAAAUUUAUUUCAAGUUCGUAUAUUCUCGAUCUUGUCAACUUACAUUAGAGUCGCCGACGAUACGGUAUUGCUUUUUUCUUUUUUACGUUUCUAAUGUUUUCCACGUCCAAGUCGCAGAAGGACACUCGUCGGUCUCGCUGUAAGCUGUUACUUUAGUCGGUCGAAUCUUUUAUACGUCGAUCUCUCGUUCGUCGUCCUCGCUACGUGGUCCUUCGAUUCGGCCCUACGACUCUACCCGACGUACAAAGUAUCCGUAGGACGCGUGAACUCACGGAAUGCCCUGUGAGCAAAUUGGGUCGAUCGAUCGAACCGCGAACGAACUUGUCCUCCGAUCUCGUUUUGGCGGGGGCUUUUCGCGAGUGACUUCUCUCUUUUUAGGUCUAAGUUAAGAGUUCCAGUGCGAGCACGUUUUUGCAUCCCGUGCUCGUGAAAUCUUCUGCAGAGCGUCUUAUCGACGGGACAGCGGGAUCAAUUGAGAGACACAUUCGCUUGAGCCAAUGCGACACAUACAAAUUUCACAAAGCUAAAUUUGACGAUGAUGAUUUGCGGUCACGCCGGUGGCCGUUGACAUAUCUCAGAGAGAAGGACAUCGCGUCUCCUCGAUAAGGCACGUCGGUCUUCUUCGCGCUAUCACAAUACGCAAAUCUGUUCUUCCAAAAUAUUGUACGAAUAUAUAUAUUAUGUAUACUUACAUAUAUAUAUGUAUACACACAUAUUUAUGUAUACAAAUACGAAUGCAUACACGUGGCAACCGGAAGUAAGCAGUCCCGCUUGAAACGUUUCAACGUCACAAUCUGUCGCAGUCAGCGUGAGCAAUAUAAUCGAGCGUGGUACAACAUGUCGCGAACAAAACGUCAGGUUGAUUAAAAUUUCAACCUUAAUCUACCGCACGUGGAUUCUAUAAUUUUUUUUUAUUGACGUUCCGGUCGAUUUCAUUACGAUUGAAAUCAAGUCAAUGGUUCUCAGUAGUAUUCGAAACUUAAUCGAUAUUCCCUGUACUCAUUAAGGGACUUACUUCCGCUUCACGUGGAUGCAUCGAAAUCUCGUGCAUGAAGAUACGUCAGUGAGCGAAUGCACCAAGUGGAAAGCCAUGAGACAUCGACGAAGACGCUGAUGACACGAGGUAAACCUUUGCUUACUCAAUACAGUCGGUAUAUCGACUUUUUCUCCAAUGACUCUCCUUUUGCGCAUCUAUAUACGAAUCUAUAUAUCUAUGAAUUUUGUAACACUUGCAAAUUUUGCGUCGAAUCGAUGUCUCAAAUCUCAAAUUGCGCGGAUUACGGAGGCGUCGAGUUUUCCGACGGUUCCUCGAUGAUUAAUUCGCGACGUAACUUUACUCUGGUGCAAUCGCUCCACGAACGUUCCACGAGAGUCUGCCGGUACAAUCAUGCGCAGGAGCGCGAUUGUAGAAAGAAAGAAUUUGAUAUUCACAGCGAGACAUUCGGAAGAAUGCAAAGUAUUCUUGGAUGCAGGCGAAAUCCUCUUUGGGCUCUUUGACGUCAUUUGCACGAUCAUGAAUCACGGGGAAUGUUUCCGAUCGUACCGACGAUCGCUGUAUAAAAUUUAUUACACAACGACGAUCGGGCCGCGGCGGAGCGCGUGGCCCGAAAUCCCGAAAUCUUUUUGUACCGCUUAGGUUUAUUCCGUCGCUCGUAAGACUUUUCGACUAUACGCUAGCACAUAAUAAUUUAUUUUCACGACGGUUCUCUAGACCGUCGAGAACACAGCGGUCGCCUGAGGAGCUAGAAACGUCAUAUCAAUCGCGCAAGCAAAUAUUGAACAAAUAUUGCGAGAAACAUAGUUGGUAAGCGAUUGUCGUUAUUAUUUUCAUGGUUGAGUUUUCGUCGGUCGUUCCGAAGGGUCAAGUGUCGAAAAGAGAAAUAAAGAAGACUCCCAAAAGAAGUCUCGUUUCUGAGAGAUCUAAAAUAAUUUAUUAGCUCGCUUUUGCCGCCGCGCUAUAUAUAUUAAUAACAAUAACUAAUAGAUAAUUCCUCGAAGGUGUCUUGUCUGUUGUAUAUUGAGACAAUUUUUUACGAAUUUGUUAGACAUAUUUUUUGAUAUAAGCUUAUAUAAUAUAUGGUCGAAAAUCCACUCUCAUUUCUGUAUAAGUAUUAUAUAUACAUAUAUGUAUACACCAAUGUUAUUAACAUACAUCAAUUAUUUCAUGCGAGAUGAUAAUGACGACAAUCGCUACGAAUCGACACGUACCUCGAGUGUGUCCACUUUCGAAAGUAUAAGGUAAAGGUAAAAUAGAAGGUUUUUUUAAACGAUCGAUAUAUAUUGCGUACGUACGUCCGGUACGUUUCUGCACACGCGCGCGCGACGAUUCAAGAAGAAAAAAAAUGAGAAAAAACAUCCUCUACUUAGAUUUAUAUUCUAUUCUCUAGACUUUUACGAAAUUGUGAAUCAUGCAUUGUGAUAUUACUAUAUAGCCUACCUUGUAUAUUGUUAUUGCUACGUUACAACUACUACGUAAUGCCACACGACUUUCCAUUUUUACUUCGACAUUUCUAUAUUUAUCUUCAUCUCUUCAUAUGGACAAUAUUGUAAUAAAAUAUCACGAAGCCAAU